AUGGCUGAAAAUGAUUCCAGCUGGAGCCUCCCGCUUCGACAAGAGAUCAUCAUCCCCAUUACAUGCCAUUGCCUUGGUGGGUUCUCUAAGUUUAUUUUCAUGUACAAUAUGUCCAGACAAGAUUCUUUUGCAUCAGUCGCCUGCAAAAUUUUUGCAGGGUUGGUGAAAGUGCAAAGUCUAAUUGAAGAGAAUCCAGAUUUUGAUGUCCAUGAUGUCCCUGUUGGUUCUCUGAUCAGUGUACCUAUUCGAUGUGCUUGUCCUGAUUCACAGCAAAGAACUAAUGAGAAGGAUGGCUUUGACUUGAUCGCGAGUAAAUUUGGAUUGCCUGAAAUAAACAUCAGGGAUGCAAAUAAUCUAAGACCAUAUGUAGCAAUUUUUCCUCGAACAACUUUGCUCAUUCCCACAAAGGAUGUACCGGAAGUGAGAUGGCACGUUGGUUCUUUUCAUGAAAACUCACCUGCUCCUAGAGCAGUGAUUCCCUUGGAAAAGGUUGUACCUGGUACCAAAUCAACAAAAUGGAAUUUUCAAGUAUUUCUUGGCAUAGGUGUUUCUAUGGCAGUUGUUAUGAUGUUUGUAGCUUGUGGGGUUCUUAUAUGCAUUCAAAGAAGAUAUCAUCCGAGGAGGUUCGAAACUUUGCCUCCUAGGAGUUCAGUGUCAUCAAGUGUCUCACCUGAUUUUCUUGAUGGAAUGUCUAAGUUAAAGCAAUCGUUGAUUAAUUUCAGCUUGGAGGAGCUAAGGAUUGCAAAAGAAGACUUCAACGAGGCUUCUAUGAUUGGCACGGAAGUGUAUAGAGGUAGAAUUGGAGGUUACUAUCUAGCAAUUGAACCAAUGGAGUCAGAGGAAGAUGCUCGCCAUGUCAUUUACAUAUUACGAAUUCGCUGA
This is a messenger RNA of Dovyalis caffra, 882 nucleotides long. Lineage: Eukaryota; Viridiplantae; Streptophyta; Magnoliopsida; Malpighiales; Salicaceae. The record is from the annotation of a GenBank genome assembly.